GUUUGACGGACAUUGUACAGCCGAAUUCUUCUGUCCACGGUGGGUUCACAGGGCCCUUGAGCCGACCGUGCUGACGCACGCGCAGACAAGCGCAUCAAUCGGGUGCAUUUUGUUGUUCAAAAUCACACGCUGCAAAUUUUUUUCCUUUGACUCACCUCAAGGGGACGCUCGCCCAAAUUUUUUUGAAUCGAGACAAGGUGCGUACAUUUGUGACAGAAGAAAAGAUGAGAUACCUAGAAAUGUCAGGAGAAAGGUGCAACGUUCCAACAACUGUACGAACGUCCUGUAAUGCACGGACACACAUGACAAGCGAAAGGUGCUGUAGUUCGAUCCACCGUGGCAGAAGUAGAGUUUUUUCCUGCUGUAUGUUGUUUCGUUUGUGUUUUGAGAGUGAAGGAACCUGACCGUAACACUGUAGUUAGAGUCUUGAAAUUUUGAAUUGGUUUUGCAGCGUUGUCGAAUGUUCAGGUGCUGUCUGUGAAGAGUUCUUUGUGUUUUGUAUGCACAUGUACAGUUUUCGAAUGAAUCCUGGUGUGAGUGAAAAAGGUGCCCGAGGGAGUGCACUGUCUAGCUUGAGUUGUUGACGUGGGCGAACAAAUUUUGAAGUGCACCGGACUCAUUUGCGAACUAAAAAAUCUAGGGGAAGUGUACAGUGUCGCGCAGUGAACACUUUUCCAACCGAGUUGCAGGCCCUCUUGUCAUGUGUCACUUGCAUCGCUCCCUGAUGAGGCAGCCUGAAAGUGAUUUUCAGAUCUGGCAUUUGAUGAGCCCUGCAAUAUUGGUCAACGCGACACCAACUCGCGGCUGGGGUUUGGUCGGUCAACGGGGGUGCCCAUUCCACUGCCAUUGGUGCGCUGGUUUGCAGCUUUGUGUGCCACUUCGAAAGGCUCGCAUGCUUCUGAUUUGGCAGCCUCCAAGGCUGGUUCGGUGUGGCUUCGAUUGGCGAUUUUUUAGUAGGGGACCGGUUGGCGUCCUGCCAUAAACUGGAGGAGUUGGGUGGAAAAGUUGAAGUGUGUGAGAGCAACCGUUGUUGUAUGCGGGACAAAGGCAACUCGAAGUGCACGGACUUGCGCUUUCUUCAAAUUCUGCAUGGUCAGUUCUUGAACCCGAUUCUGACCCCAUCUAUCAUCUGUCGACCCGGAGGACCAAAAAGAACACUCUGCACGAACGUAUUGGGUCUUGAUGGUCAUGUGGAUCUUUUGGGUCCAGCUUUAAACUCCAGGAGAAGGACGUCCCCCCCAAAGGAUCCGAAUUGCAUGUGAGGAUAGUGUUUCGCCUGAAAACAGUUUGUCCUGUCUGUGGCCCUGCACCAAAGCCCCCGUUUGCCUUGUGGCCGUCGUGAAAUGUAGGUCAGUUUCACGCGUCCCCUCCAUGCCCCCGACUGCCCACGCGGAAACGUCUUCUGCGACCGGAUCACUUAGAACACUGUGAGUUCUCGGGGGACAUCCAAUGGCUUAGUACGUGCAAGCCAUUGGUAAGCCAUUGGGCGAUGAAGGAUUCCUGUACGCUGAAGAAACGAAGAGAAGGGCCUGAGCAAAACAUCGCGAAGAGAAGGGCUUUCCGAAGAGAUGUAGUCCGCUGGAAUAUAUAAUAAUGUCAAUGAACUAGCAUCCAUGCGAAACCCUUGCAAAGGGAAACCGCGCACUGAUGAUCUUGUUUUUUGGAAAAGCAUGGACCGUGCGAGCACGCCCACAUGGUUGAGACUGGAAAUUGUUGACCAAACAUAUCUGAGUGAUGAUGUUGUUGUUUUGUAUUAAAAGGAGGUUCAUGCAAGGUCUGAUCAUGACCAGUAUCAUCGCUGAAUCAAGGCAAGGCGAAGCAGAGUUUCAACCAUUGGCUUCUGCAAGGCGGCAACGUCCGCUGCUUGUCAGCUCAAGGAUAACAACUUUGUCACACACACACACACUACAAUGUCACCAACUCGAACUCUUUGUUUUCUCGUGCCCUUCUUGUUGAUGUUUUUGAAUCUAAUUUCUUUUUCGUUGAGUUUGACUUGAAAGCGCUAGCUGAGCUUGGGAAACACUCCAGAUUGUCUAUUUCAUGUUUCGGUGGAAUCCGCAGACCCCGUGCUCCCUCUCUCACCCUCUCGAUUCAACCGCAGUCUCCCUGGACCUCGGUCCGACGACGAUCGUGACGACUCUUGAGACUCGUGAGUCAUGAAUGACUUCGCUGCCCGGGGUCGCUGCCCGGCGCUGCCGCCCCUAUGUCGGCCCAGCGGAAGGUGGGUGAAAACGCCGGGUUGGUGUUUUCUGUCGAGUGGUUGUGCCGAGGUGAAGAGGCCGUGCCGGAUUGAAAAGAAUCAAGAUGAUGUUGGAACAUGUAAAAGGAGCGCCUUUCAAGAUUCUAGCGCCUGAAGAGCUCAAGGAGUGCCCCCUUUUAUAGCUUUCUGAUACUAAGAGGCUGCUUUUGGUCAUCCAGUGCUCCAAAGCUGAGCCCUCAAACGAAUGCAAGAGGACAGGUCCUGCCCGAAAGGGACAGGAGCAGGCCAAGCAAGUUGCGCCCUUUUGGACCAGGCUGUUUGAUGAUCUCACCCGGUCUAUGGGCUGUGACCGCCAAAGACGCGGGCGCCAGGAGACUGGCACGGUGGAGCUCGCCUAGGGCACUGGCAGCAACCCCAGCUGCUUUUUUUGAUCGAGGUAAUCUUCAUGAUGCAAAAAAUCUGGUGCAGGGUCUGCAGACAACUCGAAAUGGGGUGAACAAUCCAAGAGAUACACCAGGCUAGGAAUUCGUGCACCUUUCACCGUUCUCAACAUGAAGGAGCCAUGUCGGAUGUUGGACUUCAGCUGACACCGGUGGUGUUUUUGGUCCCCUCGCCGGUGUCGGGCGCCUCGCGGGGCGCCUCGCCACAGCUCAGUCGGGUCCCCGAGGGCGGCCUGGCUCUGCUCUGCCUCGCCGCGAGCGCCGCGAGCACCGCGACGUCGGCGAGGGGAGGAGUGCCUUGGUCUGGAGCGCGAGGGGGUUCGGUGGUGCAGGAAAGAACCUGCCGUUGAUGAGUGAGAAUCAAGUCUAUGGAGAAGAUAUAUGAAGAUCAAUUACAGCACCUGGCACUGAAGACAGGCAUCCGGACCUUUGCUUUGAGAGCUCGAUCUUUGGAUUUGCAGCCUCGCUUUCCUUAACCACCGUGUGCUGCCAUUGGUUGAUCCUUUGUGUUUCUUGCGAGAAGCGGGCACGCAGGUGUGGGCAUGUCGCAGAGUUCUGUGCUCCAUGAUAGUGGUUAACCCACCGUUUCGGGUUCAGAGGCCAUUGAUGCGAUUUGAUCGAUUGGAUAAACUUGCGGGCGAGCUCUGAUUAUUUUGGGGAAGCUUUGGCGGUUUCUGGUAGCCAGCGGUGUUGAAAAAAGCGUGAGACACAGGUCAAAACACUAGUUGAUAUUUGAUAGAACCUGAUAGGAUCAUAAAAGCAUUAAAGACAGGAGGUAGGUGCGGGGUAGGGGUGUUGGUCAGGCGACAAUGUUGUUCUUGAUGACAUGGCAUUCAGUGCGUCCGCAAUUCUUCGAUUCGUUUCGUUGAAAACACGACUUGACCCAACAGUGAAAGAGUUCCAGUAAUCGCUUUGGACUAAGUGCACACAUGCCCUAUGAGUCAAACACUAUCAGCCAAGCACAACACUACACAGAUGUCCUUGGUGGACAUCGCCUUGAAAAAAGACUACAUACAUGUUUGCACGACCAACAGUCAGUUGCGUCCACUCCAUGAGGAAAAACCGGUGCAACCAUAGAUUUGUGGGCCUGGUCUCUCCAACAAGUCACGGGCCUGGUCUGAAGCUGGGUGACUCCCGGAUGAACUCCCUCCCGGUGGUGUGGGGUGGAACAUUUCGGGUGGGGGACACCCCUGCUCGCGGCGCCCGGCAUGUAUACCUGCCAAGUCCGCGACGUGCGAAACGGUGCGAAAGUCCGGUACUUUCCGCGAGCGAGGCCACAACCUUCAGCCUUCAUGAGGGCUUGGAGAUCCGAGAGGUGGAUUUCUCCAAAGGAGCUGGUGCUGGCGCUGGCGCUUGGCCCGCUCCCUUGGCCGCCUUUCUGGGCUUCUCGCUGGCGGCGCUGAUCAUGGUGCCCGCGGUGGUGGCGGGGCCCACAGUCGCCAUGCCCCCCGCCUUUGGUGUGCUCUUCUACCAGCUGGCCAUGCUGGCAGGGCAAAGCUGGUUCCCUUGCAUCGUCUCUGCGACCGUCGGGGUGCCUUUUGCGCAUGGACUGCUGCUUGUGCCAAGCAUUACCUUCCAGUAUGCCCUGCCGGCGCUGGUGGCAUCUGCUGCAGGACUCUGUGCUGCUCGGUAUCUGGGUGGCGUUUGGGCGCAGCACCUCUGUCUGCUGCUGCUGGGCCUGCUGUUGCUUUUCCAUGGCUUUUGCAUGUUGCGAGUCAUCAAGAUUGGCCGGUGGCAAUGAGCCUGCAGAGUCUGGCCUUCAUUCCAGCGAAGCAAAAAACAAUCAGCGCUGGUCGUUCUUUGGAGGGGUUCAUUGGGCCACAGCUGGGCCACAAGUCAGGAUGGGCCCAAUCUAGAUGAGCAUCCAUGUUUAAGACUAGGAUUCAUUUUUGGAAACUCUCCUUGGUGAGGGCCCUGGUUCGCCUUCUUCUCAUCGUUUUUGGAUUCAGCCAGGCGGAUGCCUCAAAGUCAUCUCAACACAGCGCCUCCGAUGUCCAGGUUUGUGGAGCCUGAAAACACGUUGGAAAUGGAUACCUGAUACCACCUAGAACUGGCCGAAACGAAGGGCAGCGAUGGUGAAACUGGUGCCAUUUUCUCAGGGCGGAGGGGAGUUCCUUGAGAAGACCAUGAGCCCUUGCCUCGUGUCCCAAAAACAUGCCCAGCAUGUCAUUCUCCUCACAAAACCUGUGACAGUCGGUACACCCGUGUCUUCCUCUCUUUAAAUCUUCAACGUUAAGAAACCAGAGUAGACAUUGGAAUCCAUGGUCUCUUGGUGUGGUAAACCUCAGCUUCAGGACAUCCAACCCCCCAACCUGUUCC
Durusdinium trenchii is the source of this 4959-nucleotide messenger RNA. NCBI's taxonomy places the organism in Eukaryota, Dinophyceae, Suessiales, Symbiodiniaceae. The record is from the annotation of a GenBank genome assembly.